Molecule: messenger RNA, 2885 nt
Organism: Doryrhamphus excisus (bluestripe pipefish)
Lineage: Eukaryota; Metazoa; Chordata; Actinopteri; Syngnathiformes; Syngnathidae
Gene: cbx2
Product: chromobox homolog 2 (Drosophila Pc class)
Biological process (GO): negative regulation of transcription by RNA polymerase II
Cellular component (GO): PRC1 complex; heterochromatin
Source: RefSeq, a predicted model, not a curated record
GAGGCUCAGCCUGCUGUUAUUGUUGUCCCGGCAGCCAUGGAGGAGCUGAGCGCGGUGGGAGAGCAGGUUUUUGACGCCGAAUGCAUCCUCAACAAGCGACUGAGGAAGGGAAAGUUGGAGUUUCUGGUCAAGUGGAGGGGAUGGUCGUCCAAACAUAACAGCUGGGAGCCCCAGGAAAACAUCCUGGAUCCCAGGCUGCUGGCGGCCUUCAACAAGAAAGAGCAGGAGAAGGAGCUCCUGAUGCGCAAGAGAGGGAAACGGCCCAGAGGACGACCACGGAAAAGGCCGGACAACGUUCCCGAAGCUGCCAAGUCCAACAGCUCCUCUUCAGGCUCAUCUUCCUCAUCCUCAGAUUCCUCAUCUUCCGGUUCCUCGUCCUCUUCUUCCUCCUCGUCAGAAGAUGAGGAUGAUGACGAUGCAGACGAGGACAGCCACAUGAAGCGAGCGAACGUACGAGACCUCCAUCCCGUCCCCCAGAAGAAGGCACAGAUUGUGGUGGCCAAACAGGAGCCCCCCAAGAAACGAGGUCGUAAACCUCUCUCUCCGGAAGUGAAGGAAUUCCGGAAGGGAAAAGGCCCUCAGAAGACGUCCCAAGAUUGUGAUCUUCCAGGAUCUAUCAAGAAGCCGCUUCACCUGGCCAGCUUCACCUUCAUGGGCUUCAACAGGGGAGCGGAUUCCCGAAACUCUCUGAGCUCCGUGGCUUCCAGCAGAUCCGUCCCACCUUCCCCCGGCCCUCUGAACAAAUGCAGCCCCGGCAGGAAUGUCGCUGAGGGGAAACUGUCCGUGUCCAGUCUGGACUCGUGCAAAUCAAGAGGAGUAGCGGCUUUGAACUUGAACACAUCCAGACAUCCCGUCCCGGGAUCCCCUCAGCACACCCUGAACCCCAGCAGCGGACCGAAGGCCCACGUGUUGCAAAGACUAGCCAACGCUAAAGCCAUGGCCUCCCAGCAGUCCAAGAACACGUCAAACAGUCCGAGUCUGCAUCCGCUGAACCUCCACCACAAAGUCAUGCACACCAGUGAGCCACCGGGAAAUGGUUCCGGACCCGGUGCAAGUCCUGCACGCAAAACCGCUCUCCAAAACCAAGACUACAAGGCCCCUCAGAGUCCAGCUACCCCGGGGGGCCCCCGGAAGAAUCAGUCCACCCUUGAAAAGGAGGCGCAGACCUCCAGAAGUAAAGCGGAGAAAGGUGGCGCCCAUAAGUCUGACGCUUCCAAAGACGGCAAGAAAGCCAAGACCAGCGAGAUGAGCACCGGGGAGGACGAGAGCGGCUCGGACUCCGACCAGGACUCGUCAGACGGCGGUCAGGACGGCUUGGCGGUGGUCCAGAACCAAGACUGGAAGCCCACUCGCAGUCUGAUAGAACACGUGUUUGUGACGGAUGUCACGGCCAACCUGGUCACCGUCACCGUGAAGGAGUCUCCGACCAGCGUGGGCUUCUUCAGCAUCCGCCCCUACUGACGGGACCCGACCGCCACGCGUCAUUUAUUGACCACAAAAGGGUCUCGUGCUCCUGGACUGGGUGUUCUUUUCCUCAGGUCAAUCUCAGGCUGCAUUUGAGACGACUGGGAAUUUGCAAACAUUCCACUUGGAAAUGUGGAAAAGAGAAAAAGUUAGGAUUUGAUUUUGGACUGCUAGCGGUCCAGACAUACCUGGACCAUCCCUCAUAGUCCAUAUGAAUAAAUAUGAACGGGGUGCUAGGAUUGUUCAAGUCGCAUUCCGAUGCCUUUUUUUUUUUAUUGCUGGACUUUUGCGGCUUCCCAGUUUCUGGAACGCUGCCAUGCCGGGUAUUCAGGAAAUAUCCUAGCAGUGCCAAUUGAGUUGAUCAAUCAAUCAAUCAAUAGUUGUUGUAAAUCACCUUGCUGCCAAGUAGAAGUCUAGUAUUAUUGGAUAUUAGCUACCUCUGGUUUCUACCAGGUCUGCUCCUGGUCUCCAGGAGCCUGGUCUUACUGCUGAUUCCCAAAACCGCCUUGUUUGAUCAGAACACGGACACGGAUUCAGGGUCUCCCUCAAGUCCUGGUGUUGACAGGGCAGAUGAGCACCUGACAGGGUCGUGUCGGGGAGGUCCCGUGGGAGGGACGGGGGUGUGGACCGUGAGACAAUAAGCACCAGAUGUCUCGGGACACUUUUGUUGUUUGGCCUCAGCUGCUGACGUCUCUUUGGGAUGGGCCCUGCUCCGCUUUCAUCUCACCGUGUCACACAAAAGAAGUCCCACAAUGUGCGCCGCUUCCCGCUCUCCUGAGAGGGUCGGCCAACAAAGCGCUUCCUCUGAACUCGGGACUAAUCCGGCGACCCGGCGCUGCGCCUUUCUCUCAGACCGACACAAAGACACGCCGCUCCGGGAUUAUGGAAGCGCUUGGAGAUGCCGCGGCGAGCCUUCCUCAAACAGGAAGCUGCAGCUGUUUUUAAAGUGUAACUUCCUGUUUUUGGAGAGAUGGAUGGUGCCGAUGAAGAACGUGAGAAGAUGCGAUAAUAAAAGUUUUAUCUGCGUUUACAUGAAUGAAUCCUCUCUGCGGUGGCCUCAUUCAUUACAAGUGUUUACGCUAUGUGGCUAGCACAUAGCUAAUGACACUUUACCCGGCUGGGUCCGACCCAGACUUGGAGCGGUGGGGGGGGUGGCAGCAGGCAUCCCCAUUUGGUGCCUGACACUGAAGUGUAGCUCAGGCGGGACUCCCAAUAACGUGACAACACAUGCUGGUAUGACACAAUCAUCCAAAGACUCCAAUAAUUAAUAAUAAUGCCAAUAAUAAUAUAAUAAUAAUAAUGCCAAAACCACAGCACAUUCACUCACUUGACAUUUGAAUCGUUCGAUACGACAAUCCAUACUCCAAUUUAAGUUAGGACUUCAUUAUUUGUUGAAAUGCUGACCGAUGGUCUACGGAGCC